Messenger RNA from Colletotrichum truncatum, 735 nucleotides. Its product is annotated as DeSI-like protein sdu1. The record is from RefSeq and is a predicted model, not a curated record. NCBI's taxonomy places the organism in Eukaryota, Fungi, Ascomycota, Sordariomycetes, Glomerellales, Glomerellaceae. Gene Ontology annotation, molecular function: deubiquitinase activity. Gene Ontology annotation, biological process: protein deubiquitination.
AUGCCUCCUCGAUCCAGCAAUCACAGGUCAACCUUGUCACUUUCAAAGACAGAAGUCACGAUUCAUGUCUAUGAUCUGCUGCCUCCAGGAAGGCUAUCUUCUGUCCUCUGGACGGUCGGUGCCUCGCUCCUCCACUCGGGGGUGGUCAUCAAUGGAAAAGAAUAUGCGUACGGCGGACACGAGAGACGCGGCGUGACGGGAGUAUAUUGGACGAAGCCCAAGACCGAGCCUCCCGGCGGCACCUUCAAGUCAGAGAUCCUUCACGGUUUCACGUUCGCUACGCAGACCGAAAUCGAUAUGAUUCUUGAAGAAGCUUCAAGAGAGUUUCUUGGAACGUCCUAUAAUCUCUUGACAAAAAACUGCAACCAUUUUACGUCGUAUCUGUGUAAGAAACUGACCGGUCGACCCGGUCCCGGUUGGCUAAACAGAGCGGCAAGCAUUGGCGUUGCCUUGCCCUGCGUCGUGCCCCGGGACUGGAUUGACCCACCCGAAUACGAUUCGGCCGAUGGUGCACUCUUAGAAGAAGACGACGACAAUGCUCACGAAGGCUCUAGGAUGCUGAAGCAGUCGCCGCCGAGGUUCCUCACGGAGAAUCAAAAGGGCCAGGGCGGGGACGUCGACUGGGAUAGCGAAGAAGAAAGGCAACGCGGCGGCAACGGGAAGGGCAAGAAGGCCGUCAGAGAUACUGGGGGUCGCAACUUGCCCGCUGCCGAGAGGGCACCAACCAAGAAGUAG